UGAUUUCUGAAAUCUGCUUUACUCUAAAAAGAAAAAAUAUAAUGGUAUUAAAAAAGAGCAUUCAUUCAUUAUAAAGUGAAGCAAGCAAGCAAGGUUCAAAAGAAAACACAUUUAUAAGUUCCCAAGCAAGACCUGUUAAACACAUAUCGAUCCAAGUUCAACUUGAAAGAUGGGGGGUAAUAAGAGCGCACGAUCCGUCUGUCUUGUUUGUUUCCUAUGUUUUGCAGGAUGGACCGUCUUUGCUGUUCAAGGGAAACAGGUUCAACGACACCUUUUGGUCAACACCGCAGCAAAUUUACUUGCAACUCAUCAUGAUAUACCAAAUGAACACCACCACCACCACCACCACAACAUAGGAGAAAGCAACCAGAAGAUAGGAGGAGGACCUCAGCAGCUUUCAAGAGGCAGAAGAUCUAAACCCGCUAUUCCCAACCAGGGGAAUGCGAAUGGGAAUGGUACGACGUGGUGCAUAGCGAAGCCAUCAACAUCGCAAGAAAAGCUGGACGAUAUAAUAGAAUUCUGCUGCACACAAAAAGGAGUUGACUGUGGAGUGAUCCAGGCAGGUGGAAACUGUUAUCUUCCACCAAACAAGAUAUCUGAUGCAUCUGUUGUAAUGAACAUAUUCUACAAACUCAAUGGAAAACUAGGUUUCACCUGUGACUUUAAUCGAACCGGUCUCAUUGUUACUCAGGAUCCUUCUGUUGGCAACUGCAUUUACCCAGCCUGAAUAAACCUGUUAUGGAGGAGAUAGAUGGUUUAUUAAUAAAACAGCUCAGCUUAUUCGAUUAUGUCUAUCUUUUAGUAUAGAAAAUGGUGAAUUAAAAUCAUUCCAGUGUAUAUAUAGACAAUGG
Erythranthe guttata (spotted monkey flower) is the source of this 851-nucleotide messenger RNA. RefSeq names its product major pollen allergen Ole e 10. Lineage: Eukaryota; Viridiplantae; Streptophyta; Magnoliopsida; Lamiales; Phrymaceae. The record is from RefSeq and is a predicted model, not a curated record.